Mirounga angustirostris (Northern elephant seal) is the source of this 7996-nucleotide messenger RNA. It is a transcript of the gene RPS6KA6, whose product is annotated as ribosomal protein S6 kinase A6. The record is from RefSeq and is a predicted model, not a curated record. Gene Ontology annotation, biological process: peptidyl-serine phosphorylation; intracellular signal transduction. The transcript is spliced from 22 exons. Bases 366 to 2600 code for a protein of 744 amino acids. Gene Ontology annotation, molecular function: ATP binding; protein serine/threonine kinase activity; magnesium ion binding. NCBI's taxonomy places the organism in Eukaryota, Metazoa, Chordata, Mammalia, Carnivora, Phocidae.
GGUAACGCCGCCGCUGCCGCCAUAUUGACGGAGCUGGGUACUGGGAGGGGGCCCUAGGAAACUGGGUGGGGGACAGAAUCAACGCCGAACUACAGUCGCGGUGGCGGCAGUGGUGAGCACAAGCCGAGUAGAGCUCUCCGUGAGGCAGCACAGUUUUCCUGUCUAUGGGGAGCGGCUGCCCGCGGCGGCGAUCCUCCGCUCACAGCCUCUGAGGGCACCCUGCAGCUAGGGCAGCGGUCGCUGAAGGAGGGGCUUCAUAACUAGGGGGUUCUGGUGGUGGUGGCGGCGGCCGGCAAGCUCAAACGACGGGAUGCGCGGCUGCGCCAGUGGUUGGCAGCUCCUGCUCAAGUGCUCCUGAAGGGGCGAUGCUACCGUUUUCUCCUCAGGACGAGCUCUGGAACCAAGAAAUGGAGGUUUUCGGAGGCGGCGCGAGCAGCGGCGAGGUAAAUGGUCUUCAAAUGGUUGAUGAGCCAAUGGAAGAGGGAGAAGCAGAUUCUUGCCAAGAUGAAGAUGUUGUUAAAGAAAUCCCUAUUACUCAUCAUGUUAAGGAAGGAUAUGAGAAGGCCGAUCCUGCACAGUUUGAGUUGCUCAAGGUUCUUGGUCAGGGAUCCUUUGGAAAGGUUUUUCUUGUUCGAAAGAAGACUGGUCCUGAUGCUGGGCAGCUCUAUGCAAUGAAGGUGUUAAAAAAGGCUUCUUUAAAAGUUCGAGACAGAGUUCGGACAAAGAUGGAAAGGGAUAUAUUGGUGGAAGUAAAUCAUCCAUUUAUUGUCAAAUUACACUAUGCCUUUCAGACUGAAGGGAAGCUCUAUUUAAUACUGGAUUUUCUCAGGGGAGGAGAUGUCUUCACAAGAUUAUCCAAAGAGGUUCUGUUUACAGAGGAAGAUGUAAAAUUCUACCUUGCAGAACUGGCCCUUGCUUUGGAUCAUCUGCACCAAUUAGGAAUUGUCUAUAGAGACCUGAAGCCAGAAAACAUUCUGCUUGAUGAAAUAGGACAUAUCAAGUUAACAGAUUUUGGACUCAGCAAGGAAUCAGUAGAUCAAGAAAAGAAGGCUUACUCAUUUUGUGGCACAGUGGAGUAUAUGGCUCCUGAAGUAGUAAAUAGGAGAGGCCAUUCCCAGAGUGCUGAUUGGUGGUCAUAUGGUGUACUUAUGUUUGAAAUGCUUACUGGUACUCUGCCAUUUCAAGGUAAAGACAGAAAUGAAACCAUGAAUAUGAUAUUAAAAGCAAAACUUGGGAUGCCUCAGUUUCUUAGUGCUGAGGCACAAAGUCUCCUAAGGAUGUUAUUCAAAAGGAAUCCAGCAAAUAGAUUGGGUUCAGAAGGAGUUGAAGAAAUCAAAAGACAUCUUUUUUUUGCAAAUGUUGACUGGAAUAAAUUAUAUAGAAGAGAAGUUCAACCUCCUUUCAAACCUGCUUCUGGAAAACCGGAUGAUACUUUUUGUUUUGAUCCUGAAUUUACUGCAAAAACACCUAAAGAUUCUCCUGGUUUGCCAGCUAGUGCUAAUGCUCAUCAACUCUUCAAAGGAUUCAGCUUUGUUGCAACUUCUAUUGCAGAAGAAUAUAAAAUCACUCCUGUUACAAGUGCAAACGUGUUACCAAUUGUUCAGAUAAAUGGAAAUGCUACACAAUUUGCUGAAGUAUAUGAAUUAAAAGAGGAUAUUGGUGUUGGCUCCUAUUCUGUUUGCAAGCGAUGCAUUCAUACAGCUACCAACAUGGAAUUUGCAGUGAAGAUCAUUGACAAAAGUAAGAGAGACCCCUCAGAAGAAAUUGAAAUUUUGAUGCGCUAUGGACAACACCCCAACGUUAUUACUUUAAAGGAUGUUUAUGAUGAUGGUAGAUAUGUUUACCUUGUUACGGAUUUGAUGAAAGGAGGAGAACUACUUGACCGUAUUCUCAAAAAAAAAUGUUUCUCAGAACGGGAAGCUAGUGAUGUACUGAUUGUAAUAACUAAGACAGUUGACUAUCUUCAUUGUCAAGGAGUUGUUCAUCGUGAUCUUAAGCCUAGUAAUAUUUUAUAUAUGGAUGAAUCAGCCAAUGCAGACUCCAUUAGAAUUUGUGAUUUUGGGUUUGCAAAACAACUUCGAGGGGAAAAUGGACUUCUCUUGACUCCAUGCUACACUGCAAACUUUGUAGCACCUGAGGUUCUUAUGCAACAGGGCUAUGAUGCUGCUUGUGAUAUUUGGAGCCUGGGUGUCCUUUUUUACACGAUGCUGGCUGGCUACACUCCAUUUGCUAAUGGCCCCAAUGAUACUCCUGAAGAGAUACUGCUACGUAUAGGCAAUGGCAAGUUCUCAUUGAGUGGUGGAAACUGGGACAAUAUUUCAGAUGGAGCAAAGGAUUUGCUCUCCCAUAUGCUACAUAUGGACCCACAUCAGCGAUACACUACAGAACAAGUAUUAAAACACUCAUGGAUAACCCACAGAGACCAGUUGCUGAAUGAUCAGCCAAAUAGAAAUGAUACAUCACAUGUCAUUAAGGGAGCAGUGGUCACCACAUAUUCUGCCCUGACUCACAAGACCUUUCAACCAGUCCUUGAGCCUGUUGCUGCUUCAAACUUAGCUCAGCGACGCAGCAUGAAAAAACGAACAUCAACUGGCCUGUAAGAUUUCUAGUGUUCACCUCAGCCAUACUGGAUGAAGAAAAAAUUAAAUGUGUGGCUUUUUGCCUAAUCUUAUAUCAAAGGCAUCAUCUUCUACAUUACUUGAAUAUUCUAUUUAAAUGCCUUUUUUUAGGGAGAUGAGAUUUAAAAAACACAGGUCCACAGUACUCAUACAAUGUUGUUUUGCAGUAGUGUCCAAGUGUUCAAGUAUAUAAUUGGUGUCUACAAGGUCCUAACAAUUUUUCUGCACACUCACUUGUAAAAUUCCUUUCAAAAAAUUUACUUUAAUAGUUUUUCUGGUCUCAUAAAAUAAUGAUUUGGGGAAUCAUUACCAAUAAUCAGGAUACAAAUAUAAUAGUAUACUGCCAAGCAAUGUAAAUUAUUUUUUAACAUCAGAUCCUGAAGAAUAGGCUUUUUUAAAAAGAAAAACAAAAAAAUGUAUCAUAGAAGCUUGUUAUUGUGUACAACCAAAGGACUACAUUCAUUUGUGCUAAUAUGUGAACUCCUGAUAUAGCUGGUGCCAAAGUUUUUACAAAAGAAUUAAAUCACAAAUUAUGUGUGCAGACAGACCUGUAUACUACCUAUAAAUGUCCUCAUCUAGAAAUUAAAAAAAAAAAGAAUUAAAGGUUUCAAUAAGUCCUCUGUAAAUUUUACAUCUAAUGGAAUUGUAGUACAAUUGAGAAAUUUUUUAGCCAAAGGCUUUAUACUGGUGUCGUAAUCUACUAAAUAGGUUAUAGUUAAGCCUUUGAAAAUAAAGUACAUGUGUUGCUACUACGUUCAUGAUAUGUAAGCUGAGUUUCAAGUUAAUCAAUUGGAUUUAAUCAUUAUCUGUCCCUUUUAUAAUGAACUACACUGUUGUUUUUUGGCCUUCCAAAAUUGGAUUACAGUGUAACAUAUUAAUUUACCUUGAAUCCUAUGGUAAUAUAGUUUAAAUUUUAUUGUAGUGGAUUUAGCACACAUGAUACAGUAUAAUGCAUUUCAGUAAACCUUUAGAUAAUGCUACAAAGAGAUAACCUGACAUUUUGAAAAGGAAGCAAUAUUAAUGGUUUACACAAAAUCUGAACACAUUUUUAAUCGUAUUUAUAAAAAAAGUCUGACAAAUUUGGUCUUAUUAAACUUAUGAUUCAGAACCACUGGGUAAUAUAUAUUGUUUUCUCUAAAUGAUGGAAUUUUAAAGAAUCUUUUCAUGUUGUUGAAGAAAAUACCAUUACUGCUACUACUACUACUAUUACUAUUAUUACUACUACUACUGACAGAAAGAAACUCAUGAAUGUAAACUGGAGGAUAUUACAGUUUUGUUUAGUGAAUAUAAAUGAACUACUUGUAAGUGCUAAAUGUACUGUUUGCUGUGUAUUUUAUUUUGUUUAAUUCAGAGAGAAAGUUGAUUACUGAGCACUGAAGUAUACAGUUUAGGCUAGAAGACUUGUAACUUCGGUAUUCAAUAAAGGAAACUAUACAUAUUCUCUUUAUAAUGUAAGUGAUAUAUAUUCCAUGUACAAAAAUCUGUUUAUUGGGUGUGAUGUAUAAAAGUAUAUACCCUUAAUUUGAGAUGUCUUUUUGCAAUAAUUGAAAGACAUUAAAAAAACAUCUAAUGCCACAUGGAAAACAUUACUUAGAAAUAGACUGGUAUCAUAUCUUGUGGAUUUUUAUUUCCCAAUUUGGCCUUUUCUUUCCUCAUUUUGCUUUAUUACUAGAAGUACUUGCAUGUAACAAUUUGUGUCCAUAUAUUUUGACUUACUUUCCUCUUGUCAUCUUGUUUGUGCUGUCAUGCCUUCUUCUUAUCGGAAUUAAUAUAACAAACUAAGAGGUAUGAUUUUGGUGUUGAACUUCUCAGAACAGAGAUAAUAUUUCCAUGUAUGCUUUUCUAGUAAUAGCAUUAGGGUAAGUGAAAUUGGAAAGUGAAAAAUUAUCACAAAAUAACUUUCAAUCUUUCCAUAAUCAAUAGUUUUUAAAAGUAGCUGAUCUUAAUUAAUUUUUCAGUGAGGUUACUCAGAAGGGUACUAUCAUACAGUCCUUUCAUGAAAGGAACACAGAAUUAAGCAAUGAACAACAUGAUUCUUCAUUGCUCAAUGAGGACUGACAAAUUAUAAAGGACACAGAUAUGCUAGUGGAUUUUCCCAAUAAUUGUGUAAAACAUUUCUGCUGGAAAGUUCAAACAAAGUAGGUUAAAAACAGUAAUUGGGACAACCCUACUGUAAGGGAAGUCUUCAAACUAUAUACCCUGAUUUUGUAGAAGGAAUCCAGGUAGGGAUGUCUAGAGCUAGCUUUUUUGCUAGAGCAAAAAAGGCAGAUGUGAAUGGGAGCUUUUUUGGUGGGGCUUCUAAAAUGCUUAACCACUGAAACAAAUCCUUUCUAUAAAAUUUUAGGAUAUUGUUUUUAAUGGAUUCAUGAACAAUUAAUUUGCAUUGUUUUUCUUUCUAGUUGAUGGUUCUUGCUAGUAUUUAAUGAUAGCACAAUUUGAGUUUUUAUUGUUCUGGAAGGAAGAGGAUAUUAUAUUUUUUUCCUGAAAGGGAAAACACCAGGUUUGCCCAGAUAGACUAACAAUUUAUUAUCCUAAAGCGCAUAUUAUCAUGAAUAAACUCAGGAAACCAUUGGUAAGAUAAUUAAGAUUUAGUGGUGGUGAUUUUGUGGGGGAGAAUGGUUUCAGUUAUUUCAUGAAAAUCAAACUUGAGCCUAUUUUGUUAGACCCAGAAAUGCCUAAACCUAAUUUUUUUAAUUUAUUGUCAUUGAUAAUUACAUAUAGUAAAACAUUUUGAUAGAACCUCUGGUUAACCCAAAGGGAUUUCUUAUGUAUAAGCAACCCACAAACUUAAGAACAGAUGCUUGGUGUUUACAAUGUCUCCUCAUUGAAACAUCAUGUUAAGAUAGUACUGUCCAUAGGAAGUUACUCAUACUGAUUUGAAUAGUAUUUUCCUGACAGCAUGAGGCCCUUCAUAUAUGAAAAAGGAAAAGAACUGCUUAACUUGGCCUUAAGAUCAACUAGAAAGCUUAGGAUUUAAACUAGGCAAAGUAUGUCUGUGGCAUUCUGUAUAUUCUUUUUCCCUGGCUUUCCAGUCCCCACAUGCUAUCCUACUUGCGUACCUCACAGAGGACUCCAUCAUGAUUAAAGCUUACUCCAGAAGGAUUCUCUGCCCCAAAAGCACCUCACACCCUUUCCCUUCCCCAAAUCAGAACUUCCAUUCUCACAGAGCAGCUAUAUUCAGCUAAAAGGAUGAAAGGAGAGUGAUCUCAUUUAUAAAUUAAUUCUCUUUUUUUGUCAGUGGCUAAUAAAUAAUUGGCAUUUUUCAAGGAAGAUGUCCGUUAAUCUAAUGAAUUUCUAGUUGCUGGAUUUUUAGGCAAUCUAACCGGAUGAGAAUAAAUUGUUUAUCAGUUAUUAUCAGGGAAGUUAUUUCUGGGCAAGGAAUUUACACAAUAUGCCCCAGGAUCAGAUUAUCUCAUAAACUGUUUCUAUUGUGCCCUGCUUCAUCCUUUCUACUUCUCAUUAUACUUUUUCUCUUCCAAGAAACUUCCAAACUUUUUAAUCACAAUGAACUUAUAUGAUAGAAUGGUGUGGAGGGAGAGACAGUUGUUAAGUGCAUAUCUAUCUGUAUUCUUGUUUCUCAUAGUUCAUAGCCUAUAACAUAAGGAGUCUCCAGCUCCCCCAGCCUCUAUUCCUAUUGUAUUGAUAAAUAAGAGCAUAGAAAUGUUGAGUACAAACUAUCAGUGGAGUCCAAGUCUGCAGAUCCUUUGUCUACAUUUCAGGACACAGAGAUCCUUGAUCUUCUCAACAAGAAUGCAAGCCAUAUUAAGUCAACUGCAAUUAAAAUCCUUUAGAACAUUUUCUUACAUUUCAAAGCUUAUUUAGGUAUUUUUGAUGUGUAUCUCAAUAUAAACGAUUGCUGAAAUUAACAGAACAAUUCAGUAGUGUGCUAUCUGCCUUCCUAUGCAAGAGUGCAGUGGCAUUGAUAGUGAUUACUCACAAAUAAAUUAUACUCAUGGAUGCACUGUUCCUGGUUUUAUCCUUACAAUAUAGUGAAGUCCGUCAUAUCAUUUGAAUAAAAUGAUAAUGCUUGAUCACCUAAAAUUCAGUUUGGUUGCUAACUCUUGAAGGUAGUCCUAAAUUGUCCUAAAUUGUAAGGAUAAGUUUCUUUGAAAUAUGAAGAAAAAUACAAAGGGAAAGUAUUUUUAGAAUAUAUAAAUUCAAGUUUGUUUAUAUAUAUUCCACAAGUUAUGUACCUUUUUUAUUGACCAGCAAGAAAUCUUAGCUAAAUGCUUAGAAAUAAAUAUAUAUGUGAUUGGCAAGUUAGGAUUUGUUCUAUAUUCACAUUUCUAAACCUUGGACAAUAGAGCUUCCUUGGAUGACUGUUUAGCUUUUGUACUAUUUGUCUAAUUAUGUGAACUAAUUUACUCUUCAAAGGGUAUUUAUUAAACAUCUAAUUUUAUGUAGAACAGUUCUAGAGAACGUACUAAGUGCAUUAGUUUAUUAAUAAAUUGUCAUAAUGUGACCAAUUGGAUUUAUUUGCUUUUUUCUUUCCUAUCAAACUAAUAUUACUCAGGUCACAUUUGAGUUCUCUUUUCAAAUUCACUCAGAAAAUAGAUACCACUAAUAGCAAAAAAUGUAAGUUUGUUUUUUAAUAUAAUAAUUUUUUUUAACAUCACAAAGGCAUUCUAGCAAAAAAACCCAUCCAUUUUAAAAGUUAUAGAAGAAACCUUAGUUAAAUAUCCAAAUGCCAGCAUGGUUUGGAAAUGAGAAUUUAUUUUGCAUUAAAAUCCACAGUACAAAAAAGAGAGAAUAUGGUUUUUCUGUAUUUGAUUCAAAAAAAAAAAAACAGUACUGUUGGUAGUUGUGAGUUACAUAAGAUUUAUGCAGAGAGAACAAAGCUUGGGGCUAUAGUUACAAUUAAAAAUGCCUUGCCAACACUUCCUAUAUACUUUGGGAUUCCUAAACUUAUUUCCUGAUAUAGAAAAUAUAUUUCCUUGCAUUUUAUUACACCUCUCAAGGCAGAAGUGGUGUUAAAUAGAAAUUGUGUGUACUUUAAAACUCAAAAGUUGCAAUUUAAAAAAAAAAGGUCCCAAUUGUUCAGAUAACUGUAUUUCUUUCUCUGACUACAUUAUGGAAUUUAUACCAUCAUUUAUUUUAUAAAUGUUUUCUUUAAAGCACUAUUUCUUUUGACAUUAUGGUUUUCAUUGUACUUUUUUCAUAUAAGAUCAAAUCCAGUAGUGCAUUUUACAUUGUUUCUUUCCCUCACAGUGCUGCUAAAGAAAUGGCUAUCAUUUUGAAUUUACAACAUGCCAAAGAUGACAUAGAAAUUAUUUUUGUUCUUGUUAAAACUCUGUGAGCAACAUUUAUCACGAUAUCAUGUUAAAUUGCUGGCAUUCUCUGGGUACUAAAUAAAAAGGCUGCAACUUUCUAACAUUUUA